UAUGGCAAAUAAGCCCAAUUCCUAAUUCCUUGAAUAAGCCCAAUUCCAGAAGCAUUACAUUUCUUCACCUUCUUCAACUUUACAGCUUCAAAAGUUUCAGUGAGAAAUCAGUUGCAGAAUUUUGCACCAUUGUUGGAUUGCUAGAUCGAUCAAAGAAGAGAGAGAGAAAGAUGAUAAGAAAUAGGCUGCAAUGGCUGAACACAGUAGUAACAGAACCACAUUACUUCUUCCAUUUCCUAAUCUUCUUCUCGUACCUUCCAAUUCGUAUUUCUGCUUCUUCCAUCUUCUCUCCCGACAUCUCCCUCCGCCUUCUUCGCCGCGAGAUUCAAGCGGUUCUCGCAUUUUUAAUCUUUUCUGCUGUCAAGAUGAUAAGGGAGGAGACAUGGGAAGGAGUUAUUGCUGAUACUUUGCUUUACGGGAAGGCAUUUCUUUUUCUGCUUGCUCUAUACGUGGACUACCAUUUAGCUUUAUGGUACAUGCUGGCAUUUGUAGUGCUAUAUAUACUAGCACAACAACCUGCAUUUCCAGUACUAGGCGAAGUAAAGACUAUGACGCCAUUGCAGUUGGAAAGUACACUGAUUGAAGGGGUUUCUUCAAAAUACUGGCUGGUUGAAUUUCGUACUUUAUGUUCGUCAACGUGUGUACGGCACAGUCGGAACUUUCCUGAACUCUCUAUCACAUAUGCAAAUAGUAUUCUGUCCUUUGGUACAGUUGAUCUUGGGCUUUUUCCUAAUGUUGCUGAAAGAUUUGGAAUCUCACUAAAAGGAAAUGUGGGACUUCCAGCAUACAUAUUAUUUGAGAAAAAUUCCGAGAUAGCUCGUUUCCCGAGAGUAGAUUCUGAUGCAAAAGUUUUUCAUCCAUCUACAACCAAGGAAUUUUUGUCUCGGCAUUUCGAGCUUGACCGGCUUCUACUUGAAUAUGUACAUAGCAAAUAGACAGAUGGUCAAUAGUUGUAUCCCUCGUGCUGUAUGCCAAAGAUUCGUCUGGAGUUUUCAACCCCACAAGCUUAAGAUUCAUUUAUCUGAUUUACUGCUGGAAAUUUCUUACCCAAAAUUUUGUCUUUUUUGCAAUUAUAUACGUACAUAUCAUUUAUGUAUACACAGAUUUUGUACUAUUAAAAAAAAUGUAUACAGAGGUUUUGUUACUUGUUUCUA
Messenger RNA from Spinacia oleracea (spinach), 1154 nucleotides. RefSeq lists its product as uncharacterized. The record is from RefSeq and is a predicted model, not a curated record. NCBI's taxonomy places the organism in Eukaryota, Viridiplantae, Streptophyta, Magnoliopsida, Caryophyllales, Amaranthaceae. The transcript is spliced from 10 exons. Bases 171 to 935 code for a protein of 254 amino acids.